Messenger RNA from Opisthorchis viverrini, 1411 nucleotides. RefSeq lists its product as hypothetical. Lineage: Eukaryota; Metazoa; Platyhelminthes; Trematoda; Opisthorchiida; Opisthorchiidae. Bases 1 to 1290 code for a protein of 429 amino acids. The transcript is spliced from 7 exons. Gene Ontology annotation, biological process: transcription initiation at RNA polymerase II promoter. Gene Ontology annotation, molecular function: protein heterodimerization activity. The record is from RefSeq and is a predicted model, not a curated record. Gene Ontology annotation, cellular component: transcription factor TFIID complex.
AUGCCCGGUAUCCGCAUGGAAACUAAGCGAACCGCCAUCUCAUUGAGCGUCGAACGGUCUUUAGCCGGCUCGGGCUUUACGGAGGAAGGCUUGGGCGACCUGGCAGUAUCCCAGCCCUCGUUCCUCCUUCGUGUGGCAUGGCAGCUAGGCGCGAAAUGGUGCUAUAGCCAAACGAUUUAUUUUUUAUAUUCCCCCACCGACCAUAUCUGCCAUGCCACGCAAAGGAAGCAUGAGGGCUUGGAUACUGCUAGGUUACCUAAGCCUAGACAGGGGAAGUCGAGAGGCGGAGGUUGGGCUCGAACCACAUACCUUCCGUGGCCUUUCUUAUUGGCUGCGGUUUCAAUACAACAAAUGACCAACCGGUUGUUGACGGGAGGGGAGUGUCCACAAGGCGUACUAGAUGUUAUCGAAGGUGCCAUUGGAUAUCUAGCACUAUCCAAUGGGUUUGCGGCCAUCGAAUAUGCUGCUCUGCGUAUUUUGUCAAACAUUUUCCUCUCAUUUGUUGAAGACGUUGGUGCAUCUGCGUUGAGCCAUGCGGAGAGUACUGGACGCACGACGAUUCUCCUCAGUGAUGUGAUUUUGGCUCUGAUUGAUUCUGGUUUUGAUCUGAAGGGUCUUGAGGAGCUUCCUCGACGUCGACAAUACAGAGGCUUCAAAGAGCCUAUCGCCAUCGGGAGUUCCAAUGGCCGUGGUGUUGCAUGCUCGGCAAUCAUCGGCCCUAGCGGAGCCACCAUCAUUCCUAGACCUUUGUCACUUCGCUCUGAUUGGCCACCAUCCGGCCGCGGGAUGGGCAGUGGGAAUGUUCAACACAAUACUACUUGUGCUGUCCCGGAACAAAGUUUGCCUCCUCCAGCUCCUGCCCACUUGCAUCUUCCUGGACUACCCGAGCCUCACACAUUUUUGCAUACCAAGGUUAAACGACCGCCGGUGACCAGUGACCCCAUAUCCCUCCGGCGGCGUGUUGCUGAGCAGCGCCGCAAAGUUCAGCAAUCGCUUGUGCAAUUUCUAUCCCGUAUUCAACCAGUGCAAUAUUUGUUUCCAGGCGAUACCGAGUCGUUUAUGUUAUUAACUCCGAAAAAGAGUUCACGUCCAUAUCUUGCAGCACUUCUUGCGGAGUCGACCGCUGAUGCCUCGCCUACGGAUCAGAGAGAUAGUGGACAGUGUACAACAGUGGCAAAAUCCAGAGCACCCUCUUCAUUGUGUCUUAAUACCAUGGCGAAAUCCAACACAUCCUCCUCCAGCCUAGCCGGAAAUCCAUACCUUUUGAAGCCUAAGUUUCCCGAAUGUUGAUUUUCAACAAUCGUUCUUGUCCCUGUUUCUUGUACAUAGCUGUAAAUAGACACUUCAGCUUCUGUUGGUCCCUCUUAUGAUUUCCGGUGUUCCUAUCCACGCAUUUCAUGUUGAUUUUGAA